Molecule: messenger RNA, 2002 nt
Organism: Ixodes scapularis (black-legged tick)
Lineage: Eukaryota; Metazoa; Arthropoda; Arachnida; Ixodida; Ixodidae
Product: scoloptoxin SSD14
Biological process (GO): glutathione catabolic process
Cellular component (GO): plasma membrane
Molecular function (GO): glutathione gamma-glutamate hydrolase
Source: RefSeq, a predicted model, not a curated record
CACAAACUUCACCAAGAGGGAUUGUAUCAUUGUAUCCGUGGUGCUUAUCCUGGCCAUUGUUGUCAUCGCAACCACUCUCGCCCUCGGCCUCCCAGUCAUCAACGAGAAGCGAGCGCGCUACUUCGACGUCAGUUUCUUCGUCUCUCCAUCCGAGCUCAAGUCGUUUAGUUCUGCCGCCGUCGUCGCAGACGCAGAGCCCUGUGCUGACAUAGGAAGAAAUAUUUUAGGGAAAGGGGGCUCUGCCGUUGAUGCUGCAGUUGCCUUGCUGUUUUGCGAUGGUGCUGUCAAUCCUCAGAGCAUGGGAUUGGGUGGUGGAAUCUUUAUUACAGUAUACACCAACGCAACAGGUGUUGCGGAAGUGUUUGAUGGCCGAGAAGCAUCACCUGGAGCAGCAACGCCCGAGAUGUUUGUUGGAAACAGCACGUUACUUCAAUCGGGUCCUCUUUCUGUGGCCAUUCCCGGGGAGUUAAAGGCGUACUGGGCUGCCCACCAGAAGCACGGCAAGCUUCCCUGGUCCGACCUUGUGCAACCCACCAUCGACCUCUGCAAGAACGGGUUCCCCGUCGGCAAGCACCUGGAAGACAAGAUCCAGGGAAAGAGGUCGCAGCUCCUCAACGAGCCCUCGCUCAAAGAGGUGUUCUUCAACAACGACACUCAAGACCUGUUCAAGCAAGGGGAGAUCAUGAAGCGCCCAGUCCUGGCCCUCACACUCGAGCAGAUCGCCCAAAACGGAGCGGACGAGUUCUACAAUGGGGCCACUGGCAAGAAGUUUGUUCAGGACCUGGCCAAUAUGGGUGGCAUCAUGACUGAAGAUGACCUCCAUUCCUACAAGGUCCAUGAAAAGCCAGCCUCCAGGUCAACCUUGUUGGGAGACCACGUGCUGUACAGUGUGCCACCACCCGGCAGCGGGCCCGUGCUUUCCCUGAUCCUCGGAAUCAUGGACGGCUACGGCUACAGCGCUCUUAACAACAGCCAGGGGAUCGACGAGGCGGCUCUCAUGUACCACCGCUUUGUGGAAGCUUUGAAGUUUGCGUAUGCCAAGCGGACCUACCUUGGAGACGAGGAGUUUGUGAACGUCACAGAGAUUGCCUCUCAGAUGUUGACGAAAGAUUAUGCUGACUCCUUGCGAGCGAAGAUCUCUGAUGUGAUGACGCACGAGCCCGAGUUUUAUGAACCAGUGUCCUUGACAGUAGACAACAAGGGAACUGCCCAAGUGUCUGUUCUAGCACCCAACGGUGAUGCGGUCUCUGCUACCAGCACAGUGAAUGGCUACUUCGGGGCCAUGCUGCGAUCUCCCUCGACGGGCAUCAUCAUGAACAAUGGCAUGGACGACUUCUCGGUGGAGAACUCUAGCAACUCGUUUGGCCUCCAGUGGUCUCCCGCCAACCUGAUAGCGCCUCACAAGCGGCCGCUGUCUUCUAUGUGCCCCACCAUCAUCACAGAUGCCAAGGGCAACGUGCACACCGUGUUCGGCGGAGCAGGGGGCUCCAGGAUAACGAGCGGCAGCGCAUUGAUUUUGUUCCGGACCCUGUAUCUUAUGCAGUCCAUCAAGGAAGCCAUUGACAGCCAACGGAUUCACCACCAGCUUUAUCCCAACCAAGUCCUUUACGAAAAGGGAUUUCCUCAGGCAAUCCUGGACAAACUGGAAGCCCUUGGUCACACCAUUGUGCGAGAGACGCACGACACCGCCUUCCAGGGAAUCCAAAGGUUGUCAAACGGAACAGUUACUGCCAACAUGGACUACCGGAAGGGGGGCAGCGUGGCCGGCAUCUGAGCCCACUGUGGAAACGCGGCAAUGGUCGGACUAAGCGGGGCUCACCACCUUCCUGCCAGUGAGGUCGUCGUAGGUUGUAUGGGAACAAAUCAAAAUUAGCGUCCAUAGCCCCCAUUCCAUUUUUUUAUUCAGCCCCCGCACUAUUUUGCGGUCGGUGUCGAGGCAGUCUGUUUUUACUUGUAUUUAAAUAUGUGAAAUAUACGAGAGAUUAAAUUAUUUUUUCUGUAA